Bombus huntii is the source of this 2497-nucleotide messenger RNA. RefSeq names its product transmembrane protein 268. NCBI's taxonomy places the organism in Eukaryota, Metazoa, Arthropoda, Insecta, Hymenoptera, Apidae. Bases 146 to 1519 code for a protein of 457 amino acids. The record is from RefSeq and is a predicted model, not a curated record. The transcript is spliced from 5 exons.
GUACUUUUACAAAACAGCGCACAUUAUUAUGUUAAUUAAUAUGUAUAAUUAUUUACUUAUGUUCUACUAAGUAUUCAGAAACGAUAUAGAAAUAAAGAUUUAUGCACAUUUAUGACAAAUUAUUGUAUAUAUAAUUAUAUUGAAAAUGAGCUCACAAGAUACAACUGACCAUGUGUCAGCAGUUAAUUCACCUAACAUAUCUUCAAGAACAAAAAAUUGGGUCCAAUUUGAAGAUGAAGCACCUGUUAAAGAUAAUAAUAGUUUAGAAGAGAAAACUAAAACAAAUGCACCAGCUGUAAUAAAGCCGGAGUCAGUAACAGUAAAUGUUGAGAAAAUUGGAAAAUCUGUUGAUAAUUCAGAUAAUCAACAAUCAAAAAAUCAUGAAUAUAGAGGUGCUGUGAUAUCAACUGAAUCCGUCCAAAUUAAUUUAGAUAGGUCAGGUUUAAGUCGUUCCAUUACAUCUGAAAGUCCAGAUCUGAAUUUACCAUCUGAUGUAAGAGUUUCUGAUCCUAAGAGUGCUUCUCUGAAGACCAUUGAUCUCCGAGAUGUAUCUAAUGGCAGAAGUACUACUAAUAAUAUUAUAAGUACACCUAUUGGAAACAUUAGACAAGGUUUUGCUAAUGGGGAUACUAUAGUUACUCUUUUACCAGUUAAUACUAGAUGGCCAUGGAUUACUCCAGCUAAAUUUCGUCCAGAAUUAGUACCAGAAGAAUUAAUGGCUCAAGGUUUAACGCUUACAGUAGAGGAUUACGUACAUAUAAUGGAGUUGCUUGUGAACGAUGUACGUUUCAAUAUGUACAAUGUGUGCUACAAGAGAAUUCUUGUGCUUUGGAUAUUUACUGCAUUUAUUGUAUUACUUGGCUUAUUGUUUUCUGGAGUAACUGGUCUUACUUUAUUUGGGCUUGGCGUCAUGUGGUUAGUCCUCAAUGCUGCUGCAAUAUUUUUUUGCAUGUUCAUCAAGAUAAAAUUAAACCACAAUCUUGAGAAAUGUAUGGGUCAAGUGAACAAACAUUUACUUCGACAUAAAAUAUUGCUUGGAUUGGAUGAUAGAGGAAAAAUUUCAUGUCACAAAGUUAAUCUCUGCUUUAUAUACUUUGAUACUACAGAUUGCAUCAAAAAAUUACAAGAAGUUAUAGAACGUGAAGAACGCGAAGGAAGAGUAAUUGGCGAAGAUGGAAAUUCUGAAAUGCGACGAAAAAGAGAAUUGCAACAGCGAAUGGAUAUAGAUAACAGUGAUAUUGUAAUACAAGGCAAUACAACCACCAGAAUUUCUCGCAAGCAGGGUAAAAGCGAACAAGUAUUCUGCCGCUAUGUACAACGUUGGGCAAAGGAUUAUUUACGUCGCCGAUUGGAUUGGACAGUAGACGAAGAAGGUGGAAAUCCUUCUUCACCUCGUCACUUAGCAUCGGCUUUAUGUCCGUGUCAAUAUAUAGAAGAAUGGUUACGCAACAAGCCUCAUGUUCAAGGCAGAGAUUUCUGUCCUAGCUGGAGUAGUUUUCUUAAAGAUAGAGGCAUUUAAAGCAAAACUGUUUGAUAGAUAUAAAAAUUAAAAACAGUAUUGUUCAAAACAAUUUUAAUAGAUUUAAUAAUUAUUUUGAACUUAUUGAAAUUAAUUUUAAUAUCACCAUUACAAUGGUUUUUAGCAAGACAUCUACAUUAAAUAAAAGAUAUUUUAAAAGUCAAAGAAUUCAAAUAGAUCUAUAGCUAUAUUAAAGUGUAAUAGCUAUAUUAAAAAUAGACAAAUCAAAAUUUAUAUUGAUGAAUGACAACUAGAGAAACUAACUUAUACGAAAUAUGAAAACUACUCAUAAUUAUGUACUUAACUAUACAAGAUUUUUACUUGUAACAAUAUUAAUUACAAUUAAGUUUACAUAUGAUAUUAAUAAGUGAAAUAUUUUUCUAGAAUUAUUUUUUGGUGAUUUGGAUUUUUAAUGAUACACUUGGUAUUGUUUUUCUUGAUUAUAUUUUUUGUUGACUAAUAUGAUAUUAAAUAUGAUAUUACUAUUAAAUUUUAUAUUUGUAUAAAACUUGUACAAUUACACGUAUAUGUGUAUGUACUACAAGCUUUAUUUUUAAUGUUUUAUAUAAUUGUACAUAGUAUGUAAAUUAAAAUAAUUCAGAAUUGCAAGCUUAAUAUACAUGUAUGUAGGAAAUAUUUCUGUAAAAUGGUAAAUGGUAAAAAUUUUCUUAAAAUAUAAUACAAUCUGGGAUGCAUUUAUGUUUGAUAAUGUUACCGCUUAUGCAUAACAGAUUUUUCAAUUUCAUCGACUGACUAUUGAUGUUUAAGAAACGGAUUUACAUUAUUACUAUUAUUUUGACUCUAGGUUUCUGAAUGAUGAUGGUAUGUGUUGACAGGAACGGGCGGAGUUGCUGUUGCUGAGGUAUGCAUCUCGAUGGGCACAUCACUUUGUGCGCCGCAGACUUGAUCUGGUUAUAGACUCACAGGAACGUAAUAGAGACAUCGCAGGUUUAUCUGUUCCACCACGACAUUGUGUCU